UUUAAGACAUCAAUGUUGGUCUCAACAAUGGAGUCUUCAUCUUCUCAAUCUCGCUUUGUCAAAGUUUUCAAAGAGGGUAAUAUCAUUGGCAGAAAACUCAAUAUCUUCGCCUUCAAUAACUACGAGAGCGUCGUGGCCGCUUUGUCUAACAUGUUUGAUACAACAAUUAGAUACGGCGACGGAGAUAGCUCUGUAUCUAGGAAUCAUCAUCAUACGUUAACGUAUUUAGACAAAAAUGGAAAUUGGAUGAUGGCCGGAGACAUCUCUUGGGACAAUUUUCUGAGUGCAGCUCAAAGAUUAUAUAUCAGGAGCCCCGGUGUCCUUAAACCUUGAUUAGUACUAGAUUACCACCCGAUAUGUUAACACAAUUCCAACGAAACAUUUCACACCUCUUCAAAUGAAGUUAACUAAUCUAAUAUUUGUAAAGUUAAUUACUAGUUUAUUACUUAACGAAAAUAAAUGAUUAGUAUAACUCUAACCAAGAACUACACUUGUCUCCCUUAUUACCCUGUCGGAUUGUGUUUAGUUAGAGAAUAAUAUACAUGUUGAAAGAUC
Molecule: messenger RNA, 555 nt
Organism: Capsella rubella
Lineage: Eukaryota; Viridiplantae; Streptophyta; Magnoliopsida; Brassicales; Brassicaceae
Product: auxin-responsive protein IAA31-like
Exons: 3
Coding region: 13-333 (106 amino acids)
Biological process (GO): regulation of DNA-templated transcription
Cellular component (GO): nucleus
Molecular function (GO): protein binding
Source: RefSeq, a predicted model, not a curated record